This is a messenger RNA of Sorex fumeus (smoky shrew), 2641 nucleotides long. RefSeq names its product kelch like family member 1 (gene KLHL1). Gene Ontology annotation, molecular function: protein binding. The coding region runs from base 25 to 2274 and encodes 749 amino acids. The record is from RefSeq and is a predicted model, not a curated record. The transcript has 11 exons. NCBI's taxonomy places the organism in Eukaryota, Metazoa, Chordata, Mammalia, Eulipotyphla, Soricidae.
CCCUUUGCCUGCCUGGAGUGCAGGAUGUCGGGCUCUGGGCGAAAGGACUUCGAUGUGAAGCACAUCCUGCGACUCCGCUGGAAACUCUUCAGCCACCCUUCGCCUUCUUCUGGAGGCCCGGCCGGGGGCAGCUGUCUGCAACAGGAUGGCACUGGCAGCUUCGAGCACUGGGGACCCAGCCAGAGUCGCCUGCUUAAAAUCCAAGAGAAGAGCGGUAUGAGCGCCUUCUGGAAGAAGCCAUCCUCCUCUUCCUCCUCCUCGUCCGCAUCCUCCCAGUCUUCUUCCUCCUCUGCCUUCAACCCACUGAAUGGUACCCUGCUGCCAGUGGCCACGAGGCUGCAGGGGGCACCCGGGCAGGGCACGCAACAGCCAGCCAGGACUCUCUUCUACGUGGAGUCCAUCGAAGAAGAAGAGGUGCCAGGCAUGGACUUCACAAGACAUCACGAGAAAGGGCUGGUCCUGCAGGAGCUCAAAGUGGAGCCCGCCAGCUCGAGCCAGGCAACAGGUGAAGGAUGUGGACACAGACUCUCAGCGACAAGCCAUUCCCUGACAUCUCAAAGUGACAUGGACUCCAGCAGCUCUGAAGAAUUCUAUCAAGCUGUUCAUCAUGCUGAGCAAACCUUCAGAAAAAUGGAAAGUUACUUGAAACAGCAGCAACUCUGUGAUGUCAUUUUGAUUGUUGGAAACCGAAAGAUACCUGCACAUAGGCUUGUUCUCAGCUCAGUGUCUGACUAUUUCGCUGCCAUGUUUACAAGUGAUGUUUGUGAGGCCAAGCAAGAAGAGAUCAAGAUGGAAGGCAUAGACCCCAAUGCUCUCUGGGACCUUGUUCAAUUUGCAUAUACAGGCUGUUUGGAAUUAAAGGAAGAUACCAUUGAAAACCUUCUUGCUGCUGCGUGCCUUCUUCAGCUUCCUCAAGUAGUAGAGGUGUGCUGCCAUUUCCUCAUGAAGCUUUUACAUCCGUCCAACUGUUUAGGAAUCCGUGCAUUUGCAGAUGCUCAAGGAUGCAUUGAAUUAAUGAAGGUAGCCCACAGUUAUACAAUGGAAAACAUAAUGGAAGUUAUGAGAAAUCAAGAAUUUUUACUGCUUCCCGCUGAGGAGCUCCAUAAACUCCUGGCCAGCGAUGAUGUAAAUGUUCCUGAUGAAGAAACCAUCUUUCAUGCAUUAAUGAUGUGGGUCAAGUAUGAUAUGCAGAGGAGAUGCAAUGACUUAAGUAUGCUACUUGCCUUUAUAAGACUCCCACUCCUUCCACCACAGAUAUUGGCUGAUCUAGAAAAUCACACAUUAUUUAAGAAUGAUCUGGAAUGCCAAAAGCUGAUUCUAGAAGCAAUGAAGUAUCAUCUAUUACCAGAAAGAAGAACCUUAAUGCAGAGUCCAAGAACUAAGCCUAGAAAAUCUACAGUUGGAACUCUGUAUGCUGUAGGUGGAAUGGAUAACAACAAAGGAGCUACAACCAUAGAAAAAUAUGACCUGAGAACAAAUUUGUGGAUUCAGGCAGGAAUGAUGAACGGCAGAAGAUUACAAUUUGGUGUGGCUGUUAUUGAUGACAAACUCUUCGUGAUUGGAGGUCGUGAUGGCUUAAAGACUUUGAACACUGUUGAAUGUUACAAUCCUAGAACUAAGACCUGGACUGUUUUACCACCAAUGUCAACACAUAGACACGGACUAGGUGUGACGGUGCUUGAAGGCCCUAUUUAUGCUGUGGGAGGCCAUGAUGGCUGGAGCUAUUUGAAUACAGUGGAGAGGUGGGACCCGCAGAGUCAGCAGUGGACAUUUGUGGCCAGCAUGUCUAUUGCUCGGAGCACAGUUGGUGUUGCAGCAUUGAACGGCAAGUUAUAUUCAGUCGGAGGUCGUGAUGGCAGUUCCUGUCUGAGUUCAAUGGAAUAUUAUGAUCCUCACACAAAUAAGUGGAGCAUGUGUGCCCCCAUGUGUAAGAGAAGAGGAGGCGUUGGAGUGGCCACAUGUGAUGGUUUUCUUUAUGCAGUGGGUGGUCAUGAUGCUCCUGCUUCAAAUCACUGUUCAAGGCUUCUGGAUUAUGUAGAAAGAUACGACCCGAAAACAGACACAUGGACCAUGGUGGCUCCUUUGAGUAUGCCCAGAGAUGCUGUUGGAGUCUGCCUUCUUGGAGACAGAUUAUAUGCAGUUGGUGGCUAUGAUGGGCAAACAUACCUGAAUACUAUGGAAUCCUAUGACCCACAAACUAAUGAGUGGACACAGAUGGCUUCCUUGAAUAUUGGAAGAGCAGGUGCCUGUGUGGUAGUCAUCAAGCAACCUUGAUUUAUUUUUCUUUAAAAAGAUUUUAUUUGAUGGAAUGAUUAUUUUUAUGUCAGAGGGCAAGAAUGAGAACUUCCUGAGAUGAAACUCUUCAAUAACAAGGAUUUUUUCAGAUUAAACAACUGAAACAAAAAGAGGUAGAAGAGUUAACAGAAUUAUACAAGACAAAUCAUCAAACUGAUAUAGGAACAGUAUCUGGCUGUGCAUUAGUUCAGGAAUGGUUAUUGGUAAUUUGUUUUGUAUUGUAGCAUACAAUAACUAGAGUUACCAAAGGCUUGUUUUUCUUGAAUUAUUAUAAAGAGAGAAUGAUGUGGACAUGGCUAAUUUCAUGACCGCAACCUGAUCGUCUUAUAGUCUGUGACAGUAUUAA